Messenger RNA from Corvus hawaiiensis (hawaiian crow), 1029 nucleotides. RefSeq names its product inositol 1,4,5-trisphosphate receptor-interacting protein-like 1. Bases 1 to 1029 code for a protein of 342 amino acids. The transcript is spliced from 4 exons. Gene Ontology annotation, cellular component: membrane. The record is from RefSeq and is a predicted model, not a curated record. Lineage: Eukaryota; Metazoa; Chordata; Aves; Passeriformes; Corvidae.
AUGGAGCGCAUCCAGUGGCCUGUACAGGACCUGCAGGAAGGCUGUGAGUGGACAACUGACCGGAUGGACAAUUUUGCCAUUUACUUUGGCCACGUCUUGUGCAACAGUUUCUACCCGGUGCUGCAACGAGCCAUCGGGGUGGGCAGUGCCUUCGAAGGUUGGAGUCCCCGUGAGCAGGAUGUUGUGUACCGUGUGCUGGUAGCCAUGAAUCCUCCCCGAGGCCACUCCUUCCAGCUGGAGCUGGACACUGCGGGGCAGAGGCGCGGGAGGAACUUCCGCGUCCGCGUGCAGCUGGAGUGCACCUGCAGCAGGGAGCAGCAGGGUGAGAACAUGCUGUGCUUCCUGCACCAGCCCCAGGAGGUGCUGAGGAGCAAUCAGGAUGCCAGCCUCCUACACACCCUGUGCACCGGCUCCUACCUCGACGUGCAGAAAACUGCCCGCUGGUUCUACCAACUGGUGAGAGCAAUCUGGCCGGCUUUGCCUCAGUCCCACAAUUGGCAUUUAGUGCUGCUGCCCUCCAGACGCUCCUGCCAAUUCCAGGUGAGCAACGGCGCAGCAAGCUUCCGCAUUGAGGUGCUGUUUGGGGUGCGGCAAGGCGACUCAGACAUCUUUGUGAGCAGCCAGCCUAGGGAGGCCUCCAAAGGCGACUCAGACAUCUUUGUGAGCAGCCAGCCUAGGGAGGCCUGCACGCCAAGCACAACAUGGCCGGAAAGCUACGCCGUGGCAGAGAUGAAGUUCUUCAAGUGCAUCGCCAGGCGGGCCCCCCCUGACAGCUUGCACCUCAAAUGCCUGCAGUUCUUCAGCUGUCUGCAGCUGGGCUCCGGCUUUUCCACCUACACCAUCAAGACCAUUGUCAUGCACCUCCUGUCCAUCAUCCCCGUGUCACGGUGGCGCAGGAGAGAUUUUGUCAGGCGACUGGUGGAUAUCAGCGAGGACCUGCGCUUCUGCGUGCAAGUGAGAUGCCUCAACCACUUCAUCGUGGGCAACCGGAGCCUUCCUGGGGAGAUCAAGGUUCCCCCAGAGAUAUAG